Coregonus sp. 'balchen' is the source of this 1897-nucleotide messenger RNA. Lineage: Eukaryota; Metazoa; Chordata; Actinopteri; Salmoniformes; Salmonidae. The record is from the annotation of a GenBank genome assembly.
AUGUCUCUGCCCCCUGCCUCUACAAUCCCCGUCACUGAUGGCAACAAGACUGGACCUCCUCCCCCUCCUCCUCCCCCUUGCGGCCCUCCUCCCCCACCCCCUCCACCCGGCGCUGGAGACCCCGUAGGAGGGAUAAGGAAGAGGAGGGUCCGGAGCUUCUUCUGGAAACCCAUACCUGAAGACCAGGUGAGUUACACUCUGUUCUUAUACCAGUAGACACACCGCCAGUUACAUUCAACGCCCCCAGACACACCGCCAGUUAUAUUCAACACCCCAGACCCACCGCCAGUUAUAUUCAACGCCCCAGACCCACCGCCAGUUAUAUUCAACGCCCCAGACACACCGCCAGUUAUAUUCAACGCCCCAGACACACCGCCAGUUAUAUUCAACGCCCCAGACACACCGCCAGUUACAUUAUAAACCAGUGAUAUGUAGACUUGUGUGCUGUCACCUGCGUGUUACUGCUGGAGUGAAACGUGCUUUUAUAAGCCCAGUCAUUGCGCAACAAUUCUAAAUGCAGUCGCGUAUUGAAAACAGUUUUGAUGGCCACGAUUUAAAAAGAGAUACUAUUUUUAUUUCUCAACUGGUAAUUGAAUCAUUACAGUUGUUGGCUAGCGAAUUUGAGCCAUGUUAGCAUAGACGUGACAUCAGUCAAAACCCCUCAAAACAAGACAUAGUAUCAAGAACAAGAUAAAACAAGGCAACAGUAAACAAGUCGUCCCCCACGAAUGCACAGUCCUAGUCAUAUUAGCAUCCAUCCUAGUUGUUGCUAUUAGAUUCCCCCUCUUUCUAAGUUUCUAACAGAGAUUUUAAUCUCUGUCACAUAUGGAACCGCUAUCAUCAGGUGUUUUUAGAAUGGUGUUAACCCGCCGAUUGCAUUUCGGCUAAUGUUUAUUAAAAUGAAAGUUUUAUUGGCUGGUUCAUUACUGUUAAGAGGAAUUUCCUUAAUCUAAAUGUAAAUUCUGUCAUUCUGAGCACCGUGGGUGGACGCACCGUGGGUGGACGCACCGUGGGCGGACGCCCUAAUGGGUCCAUUUCUCUAAUGGUCGGACAAUUUAAACCGUCCCGGUCACUUUGUCCGUUGAUACCCACACCUUAACAAACCCCCCCCCUCCCCCAAGCGCGCGCACACACACACACACACACACUCUAACACAUACUGCUAUGCAGCGGUCUUGGGGUGAAGGGGUUGGCUGUUACCCCCAAAAGGCAUCAGCAUGCUUCAGUUUGACGAACUGAACGAGCGUGCUCCAUACUCCCUUUAAAAAAAACGUACACUUGAAAAACUAGAAAAAAAGCAGCAAUAGUACUGUUUUUUGUUCUUCAUUUUGAGACGCCGUAGCCAGUAUACACUUCCUCAACAUAAUCUUAAUUAAUCUAAGAUAACUCAAGAAAUCUGUAAUUCAUUUUGACGUUUUUUUGCCCGAGGAGAUCUUAGUCAUGCAAUUUUUUACAUCCGAGAUGUCUGGUGCAGUAAAAAACGUAUAUACACGAAAACGAGUCGUCUCUCGUCGAAUGACAACGAAGACUUAAUUGAAGGAUCCCCUACUGUUGACCAAUCAGCGAUGAAGGGGCGUAGACUUCGCCCACCGACAAAACAAACAAUACACGAAGCAUUAAGUGUUUGUUCUGGGAUGCCUCUAACAUAUGGCUGCUAUGUAACGGUCUCCAGGUGAAGGGGCGGGCCAACCUGUGGACACAGCUUCCUGUGCAGCAGCAGGAGUACUACAUUGACGUCCAGACCAUCGAGGAGCUGUUUGGUCAGACGGACUGUCAAUCACCUGGGGUUACCUCGGUGACUAGGGGGGGGAAGGCCCGAGGCUCCCUCAGAGAGACCAAAGAUGAGGUGAGGAGGAGAGGAGAGGAGAGGACACACCCACACCCUUAUGGCCAAUGA